Messenger RNA from Verruconis gallopava, 1386 nucleotides. RefSeq lists its product as uncharacterized. The record is from RefSeq and is a predicted model, not a curated record. Gene Ontology annotation, cellular component: mitochondrion; cytoplasm; membrane. The coding region runs from base 202 to 780 and encodes 192 amino acids. The transcript has 4 exons. NCBI's taxonomy places the organism in Eukaryota, Fungi, Ascomycota, Dothideomycetes, Venturiales, Sympoventuriaceae.
CACUCAACAAGGGCAGCUCGACGACGCUUUUCUUUCUCGAGCAUCCAGCACCACGUCUAACUCGCGGUCUGCCUUACUACCAAGAGCAAAAAGCCGGCGGAAAACCCCUGUUCGUCGCGCGCGUAUCUUGGGCCGGACAGGUCAAGAGAACAUAGACUCCAAAAAGAUCAAGGAAAGAAGAGCGCUUGGAAGCAAAACAGAAUGCUUCGCUGGUACCAGGCCAAACUCAGAUCGCGGCCGCUGCUGACGCAGAGCGCCACGACGCUGGUGCUGUUCGCGACGGGCGACGCGAUGGCUCAGCAGCUUGUCGAGAAGCGCGGCCUCAAGAACCACGACGUUGCGCGGACGGGUCGCAUGGCCCUCUACGGCGGUGCCGUCUUCGGUCCCGUGGCGACGACAUGGUUCGCCUUCCUCCAGCGCCGCGUCAGCCUCGGCGGCAGGUACGCCACGAUCGGAGCGCGAGCCGCGCUCGACCAGCUCGUCUUUGCACCGGCGCACAUGUGCGUCUUUCUGUCCAGCAUGGCCGUCCUGGAGGGCUCGUCGCCGGCCGACAAGCUGCGCUCGACCUACUCCACCGCCCUGCGCAAGAACUGGCAGGUCUGGCCCGCCGUCCAGUUCGUCAACUUCGCCUUCGUCCCGCUCGAGCUCAGGGUCCUCGUCGUCAACGUCGUCAGCCUGGGCUGGAACUGCUACUUGAGCUACCUCAACUCCCAGGCCAGCAACUCGGUCCGGGAGAAGGCCAAGGAUCGCUUCGAGGACACUGGAUUUGCGGGCGCGUAGCGUCACUUCCUUUGUCGUUGGAAGGACGGCUUCGUUUGACUGGCCAGAAUACCGGCAACGACGUUUGAUGCUUCCUUUCGUACAUGAUCUACAGUGUGGUCUGCCUUUCUGAGGAGGACACUUCACGCACAGAUACCCACGUUGAUUUGCGUUUUGGAGACUCUAUAAACCGGAGGCGUUCAUGAUCCCCUGUACAUUCACAAACAUAUAGACAGAGUCAUCAAAGUCAGAAUUGGGACAAUCGGCAGAUGGGAUAAAAUCACAUCGUAGUUUCAGAUAUGGAUCCAUUUUUUUUUGAGUAGGAAAUACCAUAGGCUCGUCUUACAAUCGUACUACCCAAUCAUAUCAAAGAGGUAGAUUCUGAACCCGUUCGUUUUUCAUCCUCCAAGGAGACAGAAAUACACCAGAACCUUGCUGGUACACGAACGCCGCCCAACACGCCGUUGAACCAUGGGUAUGGAGGGGUAGAGCAGGUUAAAAAAAGAAAAACGACGAGGAGCAUAAAGCUACAGUACAUUUCCAAAAUGGUAUAAGCCUGCACUAGGCAAAACAGCGAGCAAACCAGGUCAAGAUAUGGCAAUGUGGGAGUCGAGAGAUGAACACCCA